Messenger RNA from Macroventuria anomochaeta, 2163 nucleotides. RefSeq lists its product as uncharacterized. The coding region runs from base 456 to 2012 and encodes 518 amino acids. The record is from RefSeq and is a predicted model, not a curated record. Lineage: Eukaryota; Fungi; Ascomycota; Dothideomycetes; Pleosporales; Didymellaceae. The transcript has 2 exons.
CUGUAUCGUCUUGACGCUCGAUCGGUAGGAGCCCUACAUGUUACUCGUUUGACUUGCCAUAGCACAUCGGACUAGAGCAAUCCGUCUGUCAAGUACACAUACAGUAAGAAGCUUGUCGCUGACCAAAACUUGCAGGAACGGCGAAAGAAACGUUCGUGAGGACUGGCACGCUGCUUGGCGGGGUAAUGUCGUUCCCCAAUCUAAGGAACUGGACGCAGGGGCCGUGAGGGGGCGUUUUGGCCAUGAGUAGGUCUAGUACGCUUGCUAAUACGUUGUGAUACCACAUAUGGCCAGACUUGGCCUACGAAACAAAAUCCUUUGGUUUACUCACGUUGUACAAACAUCCCUUCUUUCUCCCCUCCACUUCGGUCGCACAGUAUCUAGGUGUUUCGCUGUCCUCACUGUGCAGGAGCAAAACCGUAAACUACGACACAUUCGAUUCGACACAUAGCGAGAUGCCAAAGACUGCGGUAUUCACAACGAUCACCCCGCUGCCGGCGGGCAUCACUCGCAAGAGUGUCCUCGACAUGUACCAGGACCAUCUAGCGAUGAUCGAUUUGAACCCACUUGUGGUUGAGCGCUAUAAGUGCAAGCCUCCCAACUACGCGCCAACCUCGGAGUACUAUGCAACAUGGUAUACGAUCAAAGACAAAGUAUCAUAUCUACCUGGAGGCCUGGCGACAGGUUCGGUGUCAUACCACGCUGUCUUCCAUGACUUGCCCGAUUGUCUCGAAACACACGUCUACGCGCCCCUCGGUCUGGACAUCCGUGGAAAAUGGAGCGUUGGCGGGUCAUUACCUGGUGAACCAAAGCAACACGCUGACCACGGACUCAAAGUCCCACGCACUGGCUUAUAUAUCCGGGAGGAAGUGAAGAUGACAUGCUCAAAAUUGUUCUUGGGUUUCGUCAAGAAAACGUUCAAGGACUCACAUUCACGACUUGUUGAGAAGCUUGUAGAGAGGGCGCAUAUACUGGAGUCUAACUUCGCGAACGAGCGAUUGAAGGCACUACGAAAUGUCGAGCCACGAGAGAGAAUGGGUCACGGCAACAUCUUCAUCGCUCCGCCACCAGAUUACCAAUUCGCACCUCCACCGUACCGAGCCCAAGCUUCGCCUCGCUUCUUGCAACACUCACGAAGUCAGAGCGCCAGCCCAAUACUGACUCCUGGCCUCUCGCAGUCGUCUUCCUUCACCGAACGCAGCGCAUCCGUCUCGAGCUCGCCGGAACAACAAGAGCGGCCGUCGUCGUCUCGAUCAACACUGGAUCCCGGGGCAGCAGCUGCGCCAGAGCAGAGCUUAUAUAUGUUGCCGGCGACAACGUACGAUGGCGGCUUAUACGCAAGCUUCAACCGGCCAAUUUCACUCUACCCCGGUAGCACUUCACACCCACCAUCAAAUCGUGUGGUAUCCCUGUACUAUGAGACCAUGGUGGACGAAGGAACUUCGGAUGACGAGCCAGACGACGAGCCUGAGCCUGUCUCUAGUCACAUUGUAAGCCCACCGCACAUACCAGAAGUCCGACCUAUCUCCUUCAACUUUGCGUUUGACCAAAAGUCGCCUGGACCCAAGACUCCAAUAUCGAACGAGGACUUGUUAGCGAAUAUAGAUGCCGCGAUCGAUGAGAACUACAUCUACUCUUCGCCAGACACACGAUACAAUGCGCUGCCUACGCCGAACGCUCUACGUGCCGCAAGCCAAAUCGAUACUCUACCAGCUACGACUUAUGAAUUGCUUCCUACGACGACUUACACUGCAUCGCCUACCAAUUCAGUCGAUACCUUGCCUUCGACUACAUACAAUCCCGUAUCAUCGCAGACGCUCGACACUUUGCCAUCGACAACAUACGCACCGGGGCCAUUCUUGCCCUCCGCAACAUAUACACCGAAACAUAAGAGGAAGGACUCUGUUAUGCCAUACCAUGCAUACUCAGACCUGCCCCCAGUGCCAUCAAAGGAUGAGAAGUACAGGCGGCCUCGCAGGCCGCUGUCUAGAAAUUUGCUGUGCGAGGAUUGAGCUAGGAGUGCUGUGUAUAACGACUUUUCUUUUUGUCUGUGCCAUUCUCAUGUUGUUCUUUAUUUUGUUCUCUUCUGUUAUAUACCCGCAUCUCCACAGCACCUCGAUAUCGAUACCGUCUAGCGUUUUGGAAGCCUGUAGCAUAGCCACC